GCUGUUGUCAAGGCAGGAUGCAGCCAGCCAGUACUACCGACUCGACUCAUCCGAGUCAUAGCUGGCCGACGGAUAGGUGGAGCGCUUGGCGCAGUACUCGAAGGGGCUCAUGGGAAAUGUAGUCUAUCGUAGGUCGCCAUUGCGCUAUGCCCAUCGUGCUUGGUUUAAAGUUUCACGAUUAAUUGAUAAAACAUACUAAUCUUAAUCACAAACCUGUUAUGUAAAAUAUAUAAUAUAUAUUUUAGAUAAGCUAAAAUAACUAACUAAAAAACUGCUGAUAUGAAACCCAUUUACGGUACAAAGAAUUACUCCAGUUUUGACGUGAACAAAUAUUCCAUAAAUUAAUUGAAUAUUUAAAAAUACAGUGACGUGAACCACAUUUACUAGUUUCUACAUUAAAAAAAAAAAAAAAAAAAAAAAAGUCUAUAUUACCAAUGGAACGAAUCUGCCGCUGCUCCUCUAAGACAACAUUUACCUAAAGCGCUGUCAUUGACAAACAUGGCGGCCUCCACGAGUGCUGCAGAGGUUUUCGGCUCUGAUUCUAAAAGUUCUCCUCCAGCUGAUCCAAACAUAGCAAACUCGCCGAUGCAGUACAGUAUGGUCCUGGAUCAUCUAAUUGGAGACAAGAGGACCGUGAAGGACUUGCACCCUGGCGUUAUGGGGGGACUGCCGGUGCCUCCAAAAAGCGUGGAGCAGAAGAGGAUAGAGAGUGCAAUGGAGAGUUGUGCUUUCAAGUCCAUUUUGGCCUGCGUUGGAGGGUUUGUCCUCGGGGGAGCGUUUGGUGUUUUCACUGCAGGUAUAGACACCAAUGUUGGUUUCGAUCCCAAGGACCCGCUGAGGACCCCAACAGCGCGAGAAGUCCUCAAAGACAUGGGACAGAGGGGCAUGUCCUACGCUAAGAACUUUGCCAUUGUGGGCGCCAUGUUCUCCUGCACAGAGUGCAUAAUAGAAUCGCACAGAGGUAAAUCAGACUGGAAGAAUGCAGUGUACAGUGGUUGUAUUACUGGAGGAGCAAUUGGCUUUCGUGCUGGUCUAAAAGCCGGAGCCCUAGGUUGUGGAGGCUUUGCCGCUUUUUCUGCAGCCAUUGAGUAUUAUCUUCGGUGAUCGUCAAGGACUAAAGUGACUCUGUGACCGAAUUGUCCCUCCGGAUGAGCCUGUGCAGACAGACUAGAAGAGGUUUCUACCUAUUGGUCUGCAAAUGGAAGAGCGAUGCAGAAGCCAACUAGAAUUGUGAUUAGUUGAAUUUCUGUGGUAGUUCUAAGUGGACAGAAAAUGUUUUUUUUUUUUAUUGUUGCCUUAUCAGAAUGUGUCAUUUUCUGUCAGGAUGUUAAGAAUGAUGAGUUUGGUUCUUUUCAUUAAGUGAUGUUUAUGAGUAUUUAUUUGACAACUAUUCUUGCUGGUUUAAUGCCCUUUUCACUUGUAGUUUUAAUGUAGUUAUCAUAAACUAUAAAAACUGAAAGAUGGUCAUUUACCACUAACCCACUUACUGUAUUGUCAUCCAUUCCAUUUGAAACUAAUGUAUAUAAUCAAUUAAAGUUGCAAAAGGUUGGUUA
This is a messenger RNA of Syngnathus acus (greater pipefish), 1553 nucleotides long. It is a transcript of the gene timm22, whose product is annotated as translocase of inner mitochondrial membrane 22 homolog (yeast). Gene Ontology annotation, molecular function: transmembrane protein transporter activity. Lineage: Eukaryota; Metazoa; Chordata; Actinopteri; Syngnathiformes; Syngnathidae. Bases 499 to 1104 code for a protein of 201 amino acids. Gene Ontology annotation, biological process: protein insertion into mitochondrial inner membrane. Gene Ontology annotation, cellular component: TIM22 mitochondrial import inner membrane insertion complex. The record is from RefSeq and is a predicted model, not a curated record. The transcript has 4 exons.